GAUUCGGAUUCGGAGAUGAAGAAGCAAAAGCUUAAUGAGGAGGAGGAAGAAGAAGAGGAUGAUGAUGAUGAUGAUUCGAGCGACUCCGAAAAUUUGGAUCCUUUACCAAUGACCCGUGAUAUGGAAGAUCCAGAGGAUGAAUUUGUCAUUGACGAAGAUUGCUGGAAGAAGUAUUUCCCAACAGCUACGAGAGAGUCAGGACGACGAAGCUCCCUUGUGUUCAUUUUAGGACACUAAAUAUGAGGUCAAUGAGAUUCUCAAAGUUAAUGGAGAUGAGUGCGGCAUUUACUUAAUCUUCUAUAUUACCUUUACUGUUACAAAUGGUGAGAAGGAAUAUUUUCAAGCUAAGGUGGUGCGACGUGUAGGUGGAUCUUUGCGUUUCUCAAUCGUUAGGCCAA
This is a messenger RNA of Capsicum annuum, 398 nucleotides long. Its product is annotated as homeobox and leucine zipper protein Homez-like. The record is from RefSeq and is a predicted model, not a curated record. NCBI's taxonomy places the organism in Eukaryota, Viridiplantae, Streptophyta, Magnoliopsida, Solanales, Solanaceae.